AUGGCGAGCGAGCUAGCAAAUCUGAGGCUGUUUGGUUCAGAGCCUCAGCUCGCCACGCCUAAGCCCUUCUCUCUCCUGACCGAUCCAACUGAGAAGGAGCUCGCCGCUACAAUCGACCUUCUCUUCCCUGGAUUUCCUAGUCUAGCAGCUGCUUGGUUUUGCCUCUCUUGCAUCUACGAGAUGCAAGAGCUAUUCACAGGCACUAGUGCUGAUGGUUCUUUGGCCAUGGACCAUCAUACAUGCACAAUUGAUUCUCAUGACUCGGAUAAUGAUGAAGGGUUGUAUGACCUUAAUUGCUAUCCACAAUAUGACUAUAUGAGGGCCCUUUUGAGGAGGAUUCUGACACUUUGCCAACAACAUAUGGUCUUAAAAGACCUCCAGUUCAUGUACGUGCUGAUAAUUCCUCAUCUAGCACUAGCCGAGUUGUCACUCCAGCAAUCUCUUGCUGCCCCUGCUCCUCAAAUGCCCCAAGUUAUUGACCCAUAUGCUAGUUUAUGGCACAGGUUGGAGGUACUCCCAAUUACCAUGGAUCAAAGAGUUACUAUUGGUAUGCACUUGUCUAGCAAGAACAAUGAAGGUUUGCGUGGUUGGUUAUGUUGUGCAAGUGACAAAACUUUUGAAACUUGGGUCUGGAAGUUCUUUGACAAAGAUGAUGUUUAG
Messenger RNA from Triticum turgidum subsp. durum (durum wheat), 660 nucleotides. NCBI's taxonomy places the organism in Eukaryota, Viridiplantae, Streptophyta, Magnoliopsida, Poales, Poaceae. The record is from the annotation of a GenBank genome assembly.